Molecule: messenger RNA, 1539 nt
Organism: Danaus chrysippus (African queen)
Lineage: Eukaryota; Metazoa; Arthropoda; Insecta; Lepidoptera; Nymphalidae
Source: the annotation of a GenBank genome assembly
AUGAUUUUGCUCAUAAUUGGUAUACUUAUAAUAACUUUGUACUUUUACGGUACAAGGAAUUUCGAUUACUGGAAGAAGAGAGGCGUUCCGUAUGAAGAGCCUCUGAUAUUUUUUGGCAGUAAUUUGAAGCAGUUUAUCAAUGGAGUCAGCGUAUCUGAAAGAUUUGCUGCUCUAUACAGGAGGUUUCCUGGAGAAAGAUUCGUUGGCUUCUUCGAGGGCAAUAACCCAGCUACACUAAUUCGGGACCCGGAAUUGGUCAAGCAUAUACUGAUUACGGACUUCAAGAACUUUUACUACAGAGGUCUGAAUCCGAAUAGGCAAGCUAUAGAACCAUUGUUGAAGAAUCUUUUCACGUCUGAGGGUGAUGUAUGGAAAUUGUUAAGACAGAAGCUGACGCCUACAUUUUCGAGCGGCAAAUUGAAGGCUAUGUUCCCAUUGAUAGUGGAGAGAACGGAAAAAUUGGCGAAGCUAGCUGAAGGUAUGGCUGAGACGUGUGACGAACUUGAUAUUCGUGAUCUAAUGGCCAGAUAUACUACAGAUUUCAUUGGAGCGUGCGGUUUUGGUAUAGAUUCGGCCGCGCUCAACGAUGAGAACUCAGAUUUCCGUAAACUUGGCAAGCGUAUUGUAAAUAUAACUAAGAGAGACCAUUUCGUUUCGCUUCUGAAGAGGAUGAUGCCAGUUUUAUGCAAAGAUUUACACUUCAUGGCGCCAGAAAUCGAAAAUAAGACCGUAUCUAUCGUCAAACAGAUUAUGGAGCAGAGGAAUUAUAAGCCAUCUGGUAGGAAUGACUUUGUAGAUAUGAUGUUGGAGCUUCGUGAAAAGGGAAAACUGGUUGGUGACUCUCUCGAGCAUAGGAAUCCGGAUGGGUCACCAAAAAUCGUGGAAAUAGAGUUAGAUGAUCAAUUGAUCGCUGCGCAAGUGUUCAUUUUCUUUGUCGCUGGUUUCGAAACUUCUUCAUCAGCAAGUAGCUUCUUGCUCCACAUGUUGGCUUAUCAUCCGGACGUACAGGAGAAAUGCCGGAAAGAAGUCGACGAGGUUCUAAAGAAUUACGGCGGGAAACUAUCAUUCGAUGCUGUGAAAGACAUGAAGUAUCUGGAAAUGUCACUCAAAGAAAGCAUCAGGUUCUUGACGUCUCCCGGCUUUUUGAUUCGUCGGACGGUCAAUAAAUGCACUCUACCAGGUACAAACUUUACGCUAGACGAAAAUAUGGUGAUGAUCGUCUCGACAGAGGCCAUGAAUAUGGAUGAAGAGCUUUUCGAGAAUCCUGAAGAGUUCAGGCCAGAGAGAUUCAACCCAGAAAACGUUGGUGAUAUCAAGAAAUGCACUUUCAUGCCAUUCGGCGAUGGACCCAGGUCAUGUAUUGGUGAGCGUCUAGGAAUCAUGCAGUCUUUGGCUGGAGUGGCCACGAUUCUUAGUAAAUUCACGUUGUCUCCGUCACGUAGUUCGUUACGUAAGCCACGUAUCGAUCCGAUGUCCACAAUCGUUCAGACUGUUAUCGGUGGACUGCCACUGUCACUUAAACGUAGAAAAGAUAUCUAA